Molecule: messenger RNA, 1246 nt
Organism: Humulus lupulus (European hop)
Lineage: Eukaryota; Viridiplantae; Streptophyta; Magnoliopsida; Rosales; Cannabaceae
Exons: 3
Coding region: 163-1077 (304 amino acids)
Source: RefSeq, a predicted model, not a curated record
AGAAGAGUAAGAGAUUCCUGUGUGGCUUCCCGCCGUUUGUGUGGUCUCCACUCCACCACUUUUCUGAUCAAAGUUCAAAGGGAGCGUAGAUGGAGUUGAUUGGUAACAAAUCAAAUAUACAGUGAGUGGAGUGGAAGCGACCAAAUUUUUGUAGCUUUGAAUAUGGCCCGGAGGCUGUGUUGCCGCCUUUCCCUCUCACAAUUUUUUGGCAGACUCAGAAACCCUUCUUCAAGGCUAGAUACUAUGUUUGGUUCAACUAGUCAGCUCUCUUUAUAUUUUCAAGCAUCACGAUCAUAUGCUCGUGGUGGCCAUAAACAUUAUGAUCUCUUUGGCAAGAGCAAACCAGGUGAUGAGGAUUUUAGAAAAACAUGGAAGAAAGAGAUGGAUGAGGAGACUUCUCUAUGGACAGGAAGUGAAGAUGAAAGUGAUCAGGAAUGUGGAAAAAAAGACGAAUUAGAAGAAGAGAUCAGGAAGGUAAGGCAACAGGCAAAGGAACACUCUCACUUAAUUGAUGCUGAUGAUAGCGAUGAGUUAAGAAGUGUUUGGUCUGGGAGUGAUGAGGAGAAGACUCUCUGGACAGGGAGUGAAGGAGACGAUGAUGAUGAUAUUCCUACAGAAGCAUACCCAAAUGAAGCAAGUGAUAAAUAUGUUGAUAAACUGUUUGAGUUUGAGGAAACAUCAAAGUAUAGAACAAUAUCUGAACUAUUGAAGGCUGAGCAGGAACCAGAGGAGCUGUCACCUGGAAAGCAAGCCAGAAAACUUGCAGUGGAGAAUGCCUUGAAAAGGUUGAAGAAAGGGCCAGAUGGGCGUUACACUAAUGUGUGGGAGGUCAUGAGUGAUUUAGACAUUCUAAUAGGUGCAUUUGAAAAUAUAGUCUCUGGACCAGAGUAUGCAGAGCUUAGACGGGGAGGGCCUAAGAGAUUGAAUUUGCAGUUUUUCAAGGAUAUUCAAGCACGUAUGAGAGAUCCAAAUUACAAGUUCUCACGUGAAUUAAAACUGAAACCAAAAAGCAAAUUGGUUUCAAGAAGGAAAUGGCAGAAGGCACAAUCUAGGCGUAGAAAAGCACAAAAGAGAUGAGUUAUUCGUUUUUUUUCCCAAUUAUUUUUCUUCUUAGGAUCAAGACAUUUACUUUUUGAUUCAUUUGUACUUUUCCUUGAUCCAGAUUCAUUUGUACUUUUCCUUAGACUGGGUGAGAAAUUGGCGGGAGUGUUUCUCUUUCUCCGUCUCCAUUUAUAAUUUUAAUAUC